UUUUUUUUGCCUGACAGAGUGACAGAGCGCCGCAUCGGGUGAACCUCUCACGAACGAAAUUCUUGUUUUAAUCUUUUAAUUUCGCGUCCUCCGAACGAAAAUUGAAAACAAAAAAAAAUAUAAAUCAUCCAAUUAAAAUAAAGAAGUUUCAUCAAUUUUUAACAUAAAUCCACUCCAUAAUUUUGUGUGUUUGAUAAAAAAGAGAAAAAAAGGGAAAAUCUUAUGUAUGCAUGUUUUUAUGAGAAAGAAAAAAUCCAACAAAAAAAAAAGUGCAUAAUUUACACGGAGUGCAAAAAAUCGAUUUCGUUCGUAUAGUUCAUGUUGAAUAGAGUUGUUGUUCACCCGGGUUGUGGUGGUGAAAGGUGAAAAGAAGAAAAAGAUAAUCUACACAAGAAAAAGAAGAGAAGAAAAAAAACGCGCGCGUCUCUCCUGGCAACAGGAAUUUGUUGUUAAAUUUUAUUGUUUCUUAUCACGAAAAAUUUGUUUAAAUUUUAAAGAAAAAUUCUUUAAAUAAUUUUUGUAACAAAUUUUCCUAUUGAAAGUGAAAGAGAGCAAAUUAUUUGAAACAAAAUAGUUUUUUGGCCGCAUCCAACAACAACAAUUCACCAUUAGAGGUGAAAAUUGAAAAAAAAAAAAUUUGCACGGCACAUUAAAAAAAGAGGAGAAAAAAAAACAUCACGAGAGCGUCUCUGUCAAAAAAGAAAUGCAAUAAAAUUGGUUGCACCGAAAAAAGAAAAGAACACUCAUGUAAUUCCUCUUUAGAAUUGCUUGACGUUCUUUAUACACCACCACCACCAACCGCCACCGUGCCGCAUUAUAAACAACAUAAGUGCAUCAUCGUCUUUCAUCGUCAUUUGAAUACUAUUUUCAAGUUGGCGCCUCAAUUCAUCGUUGUCUCAUGUCCCAAAAUUGGCCCCCACCCAGCACCGAAUCGACGCCGUUUCGUGUGCUGUUGUUGAUGUCACAAGAAGUGUCCGCAUUAAUGCUAAGGAUACAACCUGCUUCUACUAUCGCUUCUGCAAGGUCAAUUGACCUGCAGUUUUGAACAAAAAUAUAAAAACAGAAAAAAAAACUAAAAAUAAAGAGAUUAUAGCUGAAAACGGACAAAUUUAAAUAUAUAAGUUCAGAAUACUAUAAAUUCGUCCACAACAUUUAUAAAAUUAUAGACUUUAGAGCCAAUAGAAGAAAAUUAAUCAAAAAAAAACUACACUGCAACAAAUUUAGAAAGCAAAAAAAAAAGUAAAAACGAACAAGCACAAACUUAAAAACGAAAUAAUAAAAAGUAUUCAAAUAAAAAAGCUUAUAAAUAAGAAAUAAAAUAACAUAACAAGAUGAAUUCUAACGCACGACAUCUAUUGCACUGCACCCUGCUCAUCAUUGUGAUAAUCUUCUUUGAGAUAUUCUCUGGCGGGAUCAAGAUCAACGAGGACUCCUUUACACUGGUCGAUCCCUGGACUGAAUAUGGCCAGAUACCCACGAUACUUUUGUACUUAUUGCGUUUCCUCACGUUCCUCACUCUGCCGCAGGUGCUAUUUAACUUUUGCGGCUUGGUCUUCUAUAAUGCCUUCCCUGAGAAAGUCGUCCUCAAGGGUAGCCCAUUGUUAGCACCAUUUAUCUGCAUACGAGUGGUGACACGUGGUGAUUUCCCCGAAUUGGUCAAGACAAAUGUUUUGCGCAACAUGAAUAUCUGUUUAGAUACGGGACUGGAAAAUUUCCUCAUCGAAGUUGUAACCGAUAAGGCUGUUAAUCUGGCCAAGCACCGUCGGAUUCGUGAGAUUGUGGUGCCGAAUGCGUAUAAGACAAAAACUGGUGCUUUGUUUAAGUCACGCGCCCUGCAAUAUUGUCUGGAGGACAAUGUUAAUGUAUUGAAUGAUAACGAUUGGAUCGUGCAUCUCGAUGAGGAAACUUUAUUAACUGAGAAUUGCGUGAGAGGUAUUAUCAAUUUUGUACUAGAUGGGAAACAUCCAUUUGGGCAGGGUUUAAUAACGUAUGCCAAUGAAAAUGUUGUUAAUUGGUUGACUACAUUGGCGGAUAGUUUUCGUGUGAGUGAUGAUAUGGGGAAGUUGCGAUUGCAAUUUAAGUUAUUCCAUAAGCCAUUGUUUAGCUGGAAGGGAAGCUAUGUUGUGACGCAAGUGGGCGCCGAACGUAAAGUUUCAUUCGACAAUGGCAUCGAUGGAUCCGUGGCCGAGGACUGCUUCUUUGCUAUGCGUGCCUUCGCCCAAGGUUACUCCUUCAAUUUCAUCGAAGGUGAAAUGUACGAGAAAUCUCCAUUCACACUAUUGGAUUUUCUACAGCAACGCAAACGUUGGCUCCAAGGAAUUCUCCUUGUUGUGCACUCAAAAAUCAUCCCGCUCAAGCACAAACUCCUCCUAGGCAUUAGUGUCUAUUCAUGGGUAACAAUGCCCCUUUCCACAUCUAACAUCAUCUUUGCCGGGCUCUAUCCGAUUCCAUGUCCAAAUGUAAUGGAUUUCGUGUGCGCCUUCAUUGCAGCCGUUAACAUUUACAUGUACGUUUUUGGUGUAAUCAAAUCCUUUUCACUAUAUCGCUUUGGAUUGCUGCGAUUCUUGCUGUGUGUCAUGGGUGCAAUAUGCACCAUCCCAGUGAACAUUGUUAUUGAGAAUGUGGCAGUGAUUUGGGGUUUGUUUGGUAAAAAACAUAAAUUCUAUGUUGUACAAAAAGACAUCCGAGUAUUGGAGUGUUAAAUGUUAAGAGUGCUGAGCCGAGGCCACCUUCGGACUUGCUGCACACAAAACCAUCCACCACCUCAUCUCAUCUCCUUAAUGCUGCGGUAUUCACUUAGAUUGUAAAGUAUUUUUUUUUUAUUUUAAAUAAUUAUUAAUUACACUAAAUUUAGUUUUUGUACAUUUAUAAGUUUUUUUUAAUUUCUUUCCUUAAUCAUUGUACAUUAUAUAUAUUUUUUAUGUGACAUUUGUUAUAAAAAAAAUCUUUUAAAACAAAAGCAAUUGUUAUCUGCAUUACUAUUCAUCAUUGUUAUCUUGGAAAACUGUUUUAUCUAUUUAAAAAAUAUUUAAGAAAAAAAAAUAACAUUGGCAAGUUUUUCGUCGUUUAAAAAAGAUUUAUUGUACCUUCAAAACUUCACAAGUCACCCUUUUUGGAGAUUCACUGUUGCAUUGAAAAAUAAAAAACAUUCAUUUCACACACUCCCACACACACCUUCACAAAAAUUGUAUUCAAUAUUAAGACUUAAAAAUUAAAAAAACAAAAAAACUUAAAUUAUAAUAAUUUAUUUCACAUAUUUUGUUUAAAAAUAAAAAAUUAAAAAAAGAAAAUACUUAUUUAUAAAAUAAAGAAAAAGAGUAGAAAAAAAAAUGCAACACAAAUUUUAAAAGAAAAAGUUAAAAUAAACAAAAAAAGGAAAAGAACAAAAUAGAUCGUCAUAGAAGAUAAAUUAGAAAAAAAAAGCUUUUUUCGAUUAAUUAAAAAAAAAACAUAAACUUAAUUAAAAUUAAACAAAACUUUUGUUUGUUUUUUCUAUAAGAGAAGAAAAUGUGAAUGCACCAAAUACUAUCUUUAAGAAAGUUAUGUUUAACUAUGCUUAAUACUUUUUUUUUCUUUUUGUAAAUUUAUAUAUUUUAAACAAAACAAAAAAAAAAAACAUAGUUA
Episyrphus balteatus (marmalade hoverfly) is the source of this 3624-nucleotide messenger RNA. RefSeq names its product beta-1,4-mannosyltransferase egh. The record is from RefSeq and is a predicted model, not a curated record. Gene Ontology annotation, molecular function: beta-1,4-mannosyltransferase activity. Bases 1332 to 2702 code for a protein of 456 amino acids. Gene Ontology annotation, cellular component: cytoplasm. Lineage: Eukaryota; Metazoa; Arthropoda; Insecta; Diptera; Syrphidae. The transcript has 3 exons.